UCCGGAAAUUAACAAUCCCGUGAUGUCAGGGGAGUGUUAGCAUAGCAUCGGAAUGCGUACAGUGCCUCUUUCGUUUCUGCUUUUAAACUUUUGCUGCGCUUAUUUCUGUCUGGUAACAGUUUAGCUCCGACAUGAGGAUGCCGUGUCGAAGGAAGUAUCCUUCCGCAGGGACGGGGUGAAGCCUCUCGCCGGACCUAACGGGAUCCCACUCAGUUAGUCUCUCCGGAGCCCCAGGUCAGAUUUAUGUGCCACACUAGCUAGCAGGCUAGUUCAUACUUUGUGGAGAGUUUAUUAAAUUCCUACGCUCAGGCUGGAAACGGAAAGUUAUGGCGCACCUGGUGUUGGAGCAGCUGUCGGAUUUCGGGGACUAUACAGGCGGUAAGGAUCUGAUUGAGAUCUUUAAACUAACUAACAACAACGAUGUCAAGAACAGCCUGUCAAAUGUUCGCCUGAGCCCAGAUGGACGUCAUGUUCAUGUCAUCCUCCGCAAACCUGAAGUUGUUCUUGUGACUUUUGACAAGUAUGAAAGACCCCAUCUUGCCCAGAACCAGAAGACGCUGGAUUUGCGGCUGACCGUGCCUAUUGUGGAUAUCUUAUAUUUGGACCAUAAUAAUAACAACAGCAGCAGCAGCAGAGGCACAGCAGCUGUGGCAGUGGUGUAUGAGAAUGGAAAAGUUGAGUUUUGGAAAUUCCAGGAGUGCAAAGCUGGCUGGCAUCUCCUGCAAACUUCAGAUUUGUGCAACAGCCCCCGAGCAAGAGUGGUGUCUGUCUGUGCCUGUUCAAAUCUUAUCAUCUGGUGUGAGGAGAGGCCGCCUUCAGAGAGCACCCCUGCCCUCAGCUCCACAAGGAAUAAGCUGAGAUACUGUGUGUGCAGACGAGACUUUGAGGUGGAGGAGGGGGCUGUCGGCUUGGGGGGAGUGAAAAUCACCCUCCACAAUAAUCCUAAAUUUAGUGUGGUCAGCUCGGGUGAAUAUGUGCAUCUUCUUCCUGACGUCAGAGUGAAGCCGCUGUUGAGUAUCUCCAAAUUGUUUCUCUCCUGGUCCCCUCGCCAUGACACCUUCACAGUCAGCACCACCUGUAAAAACACUCCCCUGAAAAAGCUUUCAGCUAAAGAGUCUGACUUGAAGAGGUUGGUGACGGACUGUUUGGGAUAUUUAUCGACUCUCCAACCACCUGAGAUCUACGACUUCUCCCCUACAGGAUGUGGAGGCCUGCUGCUGCUGCUCAGCACAGGGUGGGUAUGUCUUCUGCAGAAAGAUGGGACACUAAGACAGGUGUACAAACUGGCAGAAAACUGCAUGGUGAAAUGUGGCACUCCCCAAAUAAGCCUAUGCAUGUACCAGGACACCGUGGCUCUGCUGAUGGGACAAAACCUGCAUCUGAUAGACGUGAACUGUGGCAGGGAGCUGGAAAAGAUCAUGCUGAACAAAGAGGGGUUAUUGUAUGUAAACAGGACUGAAAGAUGCACCCCACACCUGCUCUCAGAAACUGGACUUUUUGUGGUUGUGAACAGGGAGAGGAAUUCCAGAGAUGUCAACAACCUGAAGCCUUAUGGUCUCGACACAGUGGAGAGGAUUCAUCCUGGAGCGCUCCUGGUAGAGGCUGUGUUUGAGGAGGCCUGUAAAUACUACCAGCAGAGGAGCCUGAGCAGCACCCAGCUCACUGUGGACACACUGAAGAAAGGAGGCAGGUUCCAGGCCCCCAUCUCUUUAUCCACCAUCCUCAGGAGCUACCUCAGCACAGGGUGGAGGCAGAAAGGAGCUGAGCCCCCGCAGAACGGAGAUGGUAACACAGCGGGGCAAGAUAAACUAAUGGGAUCUCUAGAGGCUGAGCUCAAGGCUCUGGUCUCUCUGGAGGAAAUAAAGGGGAGUUUAGUGAGGGGGACUGUUAAAGAGGUGGAGGCAGUGUGUGAAGGUCUAGUUGAGAAAGAAGUAGCCAGGCUGCUGUUGGCCCCAGAGAUGGAUAAAGAAGCUCUGCUUUACCUCAACUCCAUCUUCAUCCUGUUUCCCUCCCAGGCGUGGAGAGCAGCGCAGGCCGCCCUGCAGCUACACUACAACGGAGAGGGCUCUCUGUCCAGCAGGGCUUCCCCAGACGUGUGGAAAACUGUCCUCAGUCCCGCCAUGACGUCUAGCACCCCAUCCUCCCUCCCAUUCACAAACGGCGAGCCAAAACACAAUCAUAGCCUCAAAGGUGAUCCCGUUGCUAACUGUAAAGCCAAACUUUCAAUCUCCACUUCCACAGCUGCCAUGCCUGUGUUUGAGCUCCUCUGCCACUCAGUUUUUAAUUUCCAACCCAGCUGGCUGUCCCACUUCCUGGAGCUCGCCCAGCAGCAGCAGAGCUCAGCCGGCCUCGGAUUGAGCCUUGCCUCUUCCCCUUGGGGCUUCUCCGGUGGGAGAGGAGGGGAGGGCGGGGACAACAACAUGCCACUCUACAAACGAGCUCUUGGCGCCUUGUCCAGCCUGACCCCAGACAGAGACAAGCGGCAGGACCUGGAGGUGGAGCUGCUGCUGGUCAGUGGGCGGCCCAAUGCCAUCCUGCAGGGGCUGAGGAUCCUCAUAGCCAAGCAGCAUUGGGAGCAUGUCACCUGGGUGGCCCAAAAGUUCUGCAAACAGAGUCCGCUGCUCAACAAGGAGAUCUUCACUACUCUGCUGUGUGAGGUGGCUCAGCACAGAGACCUGGAUCCCUAUCUGGACAUGCUGUGGGCGCUGUGCCCUGAGGACCUCACGGUCACCUCCAUUCUCAACUUAGUGAUGAAGAACCUCCCCUCCCCUAAUGACCCGCAAUCCUCCUCCUCUUCCUCCUCAUUCUCCAUGUCCAGUACGACCUCCUCGUCCCAUUCUCCCUUCGCAGACUCCCACAGCGGCCAGCUGACCGUCGGGCUGUUGAAACCUCUGCUGAAAAAAGUGCUUCAGAGGGAGACCAAGCCUAGCCAGCGCUACGCAGACAUCCUACAGUCUCCUACAUUUCCCCCUCCUGCACCCCCACGUCACCCUGUAAGGCAGCCCAGGACUGUCUCCGAUCCUAACACAGACUCAUCUCUCACAAACGACGCCACACCGGAUUCUCAGACAUCCACACAGACGGCUGUCCCGAGAGCAAUGGUGGCACUUCCUGCUAACCCAGUCUGAAUCACAAAAACAUGAACAAACUAAAACACACAAUCUGACCAAACUGUGAAGCAGUGUGUGUCGACAAUCGGAUGAAAACAAUCAGUAUGUAAUAGAUAUAUCAUGAGUGUAAUGUAGUUAAUUGUGAUAUUUGAUGGUGUUUUUAAAAGAACAAACUAUUGUAUGACUACUCGAAAAUAUGAAAUGACUACUGAAGAUCUUACCAGUGAAAAUACUACAGGUAAUUUUAAGUCUUAAAAGUGUUUAUAUACUGUAUCCACAAUGUUAUUUAUCUCUCAAGCCUUAACUGCACGUGAAUGAGAAUGUUUAUGUGCGUCAAAAAAGCUUUGCCUUUAUCAGAAUGCCUUGGUAAUAUAUUGUGUUAACACAGUGUAGUGUGUGUAUCUGCUCAGUGAAACAAAGCCACUAACUCUCAUUAUUGGGGUUUAUCAAAUGUGUACAAUAUUCUUUGGCCUUUAUUCUGAGCUGAUCUCCUCUUAUUGUAGCCAAAUUUAGCUGCCUUUCAGCAGUUGAUGUCAAAGUGUGAUCAUGCAGUGGGUAAUCUACUGAGACAAGCUGGUCUUUGUGUUUGAAAUGUUUGUUUUAAGUGGUAUGCUUUAGAAGAGGUGGAGGGGUAAGGGGGUCCAAGGUUCCUUUACUGACUUCUGGUUUUGUGCUUAAACAUUAACCUGGUUUCGAUGGGGCUCAAAACAAAAAAUGUAAGUUAAACAAACCCAAUUCCUGUCAUCCAUUUGUCCUCAAGACUCCAUCUUGUCCCCUUUCUCCCCUACCAGCCCGACUCACAGGAAAUUCCAGGCGUAAUACCCAGUAAAAGUGACUCACAGUUUGACUUUAAAUUCAAUUUCGGAGGUAAUUCUGUUAGGAUUCCAGUGUGGGUUGGGCGCACUGUGACUACGCGCCCUGCUGCUUGCAUAAGUGCAUGUACUUCUUCCUUCUUGGCCCCGGUGAGGGUAUAAUGUUAUUAGAGAUGUUCGGUCCUCUCUUGGUCCUGUUAGUUUUCAUGCUAUGGAACCGAUUGCACUUUUGUAUCAACCCAGUCAGUAUUGUUUGUGCCAUGCUUCUGUUUAAGUGAAUGUUUUCUGAUCAAGUGCCGUCAACAAAAGUAUAUUUAAGUGCCUACAGAUGUUUGAGCAGUAUAUAAAGCUUGUUUUAGUCAAAGAUAGUCAUUUUUUUGUUUGUAAUUAGCUGAAACAAAAGGUUAUUUAUUUAGAAGACUGCUAAAAUAUCAACCCCUAGGCCCUGGGUGGGUAAAUUACUGACAAAGGAGCUCUAAAAGUGACAUUGAGUGACAUUCAGACUCCAAAAUGCUGCAGAACAAUCAGAGAGCUUUUCACAGCGCUGCUCCUCAUUUACAGAGCCGUGCCACAUUCCUGCUUUGUCUCCUCAGCUCCUCUCACUCUCUGGAGAAAGAAGUGAAGGCAAAUCGAAGCAAUAGGUUGUGGUUUUUUAAAUGACUUUUUAAUGAUUAAUUUCUAAUAUAUGCUGACUAAGAUCCAAUCGUGUCAUUCCAAGCUCUGUACACUUUAAACAAACAUUACAAGAUGUUUGCAUUUGAUUUCAGUUCAGUGCCUCGAGGUUAAAUGUGUACCAGACAAGUUUCAGACUCACUGGGAACCCCCCGACUUCCCCUGUGAGGACACAGUGACGAUAGGAAUUCCUUUUGGUUUUGCUAGACAUCUGUGCACAUCUACAUUUUUAGUUUGUCUACUUUUGGUGGUGCUCUCUAAGCAUUGUUAGAAAAGAUGUAUACAAGUAUUUAUGAACCAAUGUAUGCUAUUAAAAUGAAGAUAAAACUUC
This is a messenger RNA of Eleginops maclovinus (Patagonian blennie), 4925 nucleotides long. RefSeq names its product BLOC-2 complex member HPS6. Lineage: Eukaryota; Metazoa; Chordata; Actinopteri; Perciformes; Eleginopidae. Gene Ontology annotation, cellular component: lysosomal membrane; BLOC-2 complex. Gene Ontology annotation, biological process: lysosome localization; organelle organization; protein localization to membrane. The record is from RefSeq and is a predicted model, not a curated record. The transcript has a single exon. Bases 327 to 3128 code for a protein of 933 amino acids.